Molecule: messenger RNA, 2321 nt
Organism: Alnus glutinosa
Lineage: Eukaryota; Viridiplantae; Streptophyta; Magnoliopsida; Fagales; Betulaceae
Product: ultraviolet-B receptor UVR8
Exons: 7
Coding region: 657-2135 (492 amino acids)
Source: RefSeq, a predicted model, not a curated record
CGAAUCCAGGAGCAGGCCAGACCAUGAAAUUCCACGCACGGAGAUUCCUUAGAGUGGAGCUAGAGAAAAGAAAAGGUCACGGACAGGGAGCGUGAGAAAGCAUGACAGCGAGGAAAUGUCGCCAUAAAGAGAGCUCUAAACCCUAACUUCUCUCUCUCUUAGUGGCAAACUUUGUCACCAAUCUCACUCGCCCAAUUACUUCUUUUUCCACUUUCUUUUUUCAGUUUCUAGAAUUUUCUAAUUUAGAGCUUAGUUUACCAAUUUUUCGGCGAACAAGUCAGGGAUCGGCACCGAAAUGCUUCUCUAAUUUCACUUUUUUCUCGGUAAAACUUCGCAUUUAUUCGAAUUUACGGUAGUCCGGUGUGUGGAUUUUACUCUUCUGAUGAUUUAUUUCCGGACACUGUUUCAACCACCAGUGAAUUUUUCAUCUAGACCCCCAUUAUCCUACUCAAUUUCCUAUAUUUUUCUUCCCUCUGAUGUCUUCUUUAUAUGCUGCUUUAAUUGCCUUAGAUUUCGCCUAAAAAUUUGAUAUUUCUUGUGCGUUCGAUCGGUAAAUUGCUUGCUUAGUUUGAAUUAACGUUUAAAAGGGAAGUACUUGAGAAAAAAUAUAAUUUGGGUUUCUACCUGUGGGGUUGAGAGACUGAGAAUUUAGUUAAAUGGGGGAUCGCUUUAGGUCGGUUUCUAUCGAGGACUUGCCAUCCCAUUUGAUAUUGGAGAUUUUGACGGCAGGCCGGCUCAGAUCAAUUGAUCUUGUUUGUUUAGAGUUGACUUCUAGGGCUUUUGGUGGGAGUCAUGGAUUGUACCCUCAUAAGUUCCGGUCGUUGGUGGACUUUGCGGCGUAUCAGCUGUGCACGUCCAAUAUGAUAUAUGCUCGGAUGAGUUGCAAUGCUCAGAGAGAGUUGUUUGAUCGGUGUAAUGGGAACUGGAAGCGGGUUUUGAGGUUCUUGCAGUCAGUGGAGCAAUCGUCUGAGAUGGUCGAGACCACAUCAGGCAAUAUGCAGAUUACCACUGGAAGGUAUCACACAUUGCUGAUCAACAAUUCAUCAGUUUAUUCUUGUGGUUCCAGCUUGUGUGGUGUUCUUGGUCAUGGUCCUGAAACAACACAAUGUGUAGCAUUUACCCGGAUUGAUUUCCCAACUUUGGCUCAUGUCAUGCAAGUUUCAGCUUCCCAAAAUCAUGCUGCUUUUGUCACGGAGUCUGGAGAGGUUUUCACAUGCGGAGACAAUUCGUCAUUUUGUUGUGGGCAUAGAGAUACAAGCCGCCCCAUUUUUAGGCCUAGGCUUGUUGAAGCAUUGAAGGGAGUUCAUUGCAAGCAGGUUGCUGCGGGGCUUAAUUUUACAGUGUUCCUCACAAGACAAGGCCGGGUUUAUACGUGUGGGGCCAACACACAUGGCCAGCUUGGUCAUGGUGACACCUUAGACAGACCAACUCCCAAAAUCAUUGAAGUACUUGAGGGAGUUGGAACUGUAGUUCAGAUUGCUGCAGGUCCAAGUUAUGUCUUAGCUGUUACUGACAAUGGAACAGCCUACUCUUUUGGAUCGGGUUCUAAUUUUUGUCUUGGCCAUGGAGAGCAGCAUGAUGAGUUCCAGCCACGUGUAAUCCAGACAUUUCGGAGAAAGGGUAUUCACGUGGUCCAUGUCUCUGCUGGUGACGAGCAUGCUGUGGCACUAGAUUCCAAUGGACUUGUAUAUACUUGGGGCAAAGGCUACUGUGGUGCAUUAGGACAUGGAGAUGAGGUUGAUAAGACUACUCCAGAACUAUUGGACAGCCUUAAGAGCCAUCUUGCUGUGCAGGUCUGUGCCAGAAAGAGGAAAACCUAUGUUCUGGUUGAUGAUGGUUCAGUUUAUGGCUUUGGGUGGAUGGGGUUUGGUAGCCUCGGGUUCCCAGACCGGGGAGUAUCCGAAAAAGUAAUGAGGCCUCAAAUCCUUGAAUGCUUAAGAGCUCACCAUGUUUCUCAAAUUAGCACUGGGUUGUACCACACUGUUGUAGUCACUAACCGUGGACAACUCUUUGGGUUUGGAGACAAUGAAAGAGCACAACUUGGGCAUGACACAUUGAGAGGAUGCCUCGAGCCCACCGAAAUUUUUAUCCCAGAAAUGGCAGAUGACACACAAGUUGUUUUAGAAAGCGGAUGACGCUCAGGGAGCUCCCAUCGGCGGCUUUCUGCUGGUUUGUUGUUUUAGUUUUGUAUCAUAAGUGAGCACCAUAAGAUUUUCUUUCCCCGUCAUUCCUGUAGAUUUGCAUAAAAUUGUAAUUGUGAAUGUUUGAUAAAUUCUUAUCAUUAUUAUUAUUAUUAUUAUUAUUUUAAAAGAUGAACUUAA